Molecule: messenger RNA, 2454 nt
Organism: Hypomesus transpacificus
Lineage: Eukaryota; Metazoa; Chordata; Actinopteri; Osmeriformes; Osmeridae
Molecular function (GO): nucleic acid binding
Source: RefSeq, a predicted model, not a curated record
AUGCACCAUAACACAGCGUGUGACUCUGUUAUCACGUUACAUGAGCCACCGCUGCAACAGUACGCACAGACCUCUGGUCGCGCUGUGAGUCCUCUCGAGGCUCAUAAUGAGGACAGGAAGACUUCUUUUGGCCUUGAGAUGCUGCUCCAGCCCUUUCGAGUUGACCCCACCUUGGGCUGUGUCGCCGAUUCGGUGCACAGCGGCGGCUGGGGUCAGACGAGAGUACGGCCGUUUCCUGUCUGCGGCUCCGCAGCUGAACGCAUGCCCGCUCUCUCUGCGUUAUGCAGAGUGGCGAGAGUCAUGCUCACUGCCAAGCUGGCUAGACAGGAUACUGAGAGAGGGUUAUGCCAUCCAGUUCAUGCGGACUCCCCCUCCCUUCAGAGGAGUGAGGGAGACACGCUUGUCCUGCCCGUGCUCCGGAAAGAGAUAGCGAGCUUGCUGACCAAAGGGACGGGGAUCCCUGUCCCCAGAGAUCAGGAGAACUCGGGUCUCUACUCCCCUUAUUUUUUGGUUCCCAAGAAAAACGGGGGGAUGAGACCGAUUCUAGACCUGAGGGUGCUCAACGAGAGUGUGGCCAACGGCCCUUUCAAACGGCCCUUUCGCAUGCUGACGAUAAAGCGUUUGCUGACUUGUGUACAGCUGAACGACUUUGGGAUCAGCACACUUCUGAAGGACGCGUAUUUCCAUGUCAAACUGAAGCACAGGAGAUUUCUGCGUUUUGCCUUCGAGGGGAAGAAGUACGAGUACACGCGCCUGCCGUUUGGGUACGCGCUGGCUCCUCGAACUUUCUCCAAGUGCGUGGAAGCAGCUCUAGAACCGUUACGGUGGAGGGGUAUACGCAUUCUGGCGUACCUCGACGACCUGUUAGUUCUGGCUCAGUCUCCGGACAGAGCUAUCGAGGACGCGACCUCACUGGUGACUCAGCUCAGCCAGUUGGGGUUCGCUGUCAACUGGGAGAAGAGCGCUCCAUGGCCCGCUCAACAGUUUACCUACCUAGGUAUCCAUUUGGACACUGUUGGGAUGAGAGCCAGACUGUCUGCACCACGGAGAGAGGCUAAAUCGAUAGCUCUCCGUGCGUUCCGGGUCUCACGUACAAUCACCGCACUGUUGGUGAUAUCCCUGUUGGGGUUGAUGGCGGCGGCUCAUGUAGUAGUGCCAUUAGGCCUGUUAUACAUGCGCAAGCUGCAGAGAUGGUUCGCCCAGCUGCGGUUGGAUCCGGUGCGACACCGCCGCAGACUGAUAGUGAUACCGAGAUCAGUCAAAGCCGAUCUGAACCAUUGGAGAGACCCGCGUGUCUUGACGCGCGGAGUCGACAUGGGCAGAGUGACAUCUCUCUACCCGGUCUUUACGGACGCGUCCUUGACCGGGUGGGGUGGAGUAUGUCAGGCGGGCUCGAUAGGAGGAAGAUGGGAACCGUCAGAGACGCGUCACAUCAACCUCCUGGAGCUCGAAGCGGUUCGACUGACGGUCCAUUUCGCGCUGGUGUUGAAGGAUCAAGACGUUCUCGUCAGAUCCGACAACAGAGCGACGGUGGCUUACAUCAACAGACAGGGAGGGGCGCGCUCUCCAUCACUUCAUCGCUUAGCAGAGGAAGUGUGGACUUGGGCUUUCACGCACCUACGCUCCCUGAGAGCUCAGCACAUUCCAGGUCUGCUCAACGAGGGAGCGGACCAAAUGUCAAGGGGCGGCCCGAGAGAGAACGAGUGGAGGUUGAAACCAUCCAUCGUUUCUCUGAUCUGGGCACGCUUCGGCCGAGCACAGGUGGAUCUGUUUGCGUCACGAGCCAACACACAGUGUCUUCUGUGGUUCUCGCUGCACACACAGGACAGACCUCCGCUGGGAGUCGAUGCGUUCGCGCACCGUUCCUGGCCGAGAGGUCUACUGUACGCAUUUCCACCUCUGGCCUCCAUCCUCCCCUUGCUGGCUCGUGUGAGGUCGGAGGGGCUGUCGGUCAUUCUGAUAGCCCCCGAUCGCCCCGGGGUUCCCGGAACUGAUGGGGAUACUGGUAGGCGGGCCUUGGCCCAUACCUCACCAGAUGGAUGCGCUCUACUACUAGAGGGUACGCGUCGCGCUGGCGAGCCUUUGCACAAUGGUGUGGAAAACAGAACCUUGAGAGCAGUGUUGCGCCCUAAUCCGGCCUUUAUCCCCAAGGUGAUUAGCCGAGCGUUCAGGGCACAGAGCUGCGAACUGAGAGCCUUUUUCCCACCUCUGCACAGCGGAGAGGAGGAAAGACGCUUACAUGGGCUGUGCCCAGUGCGCGCUCUGUCGCGCUAUCUGGAAUGCACAGCAAGUAUUAGAUCUUCUCCCCAGUUACUGAUCUGCUACGGUGGAUCGAGAGCUGGCUUGCCACUCUCCAAACAGAGACUUUCUCACUGGCUCUGCGAGGCUAUUGGUCUCGCGUACGAGUCUAUGAGAUGUCCCGUGCCUGGCAUUCGGGCUCAUUCCACCCGAUGA